AUGCCGGAAGCUUCUAGUUCUACUUCUUCUUCUGCUUCUCCCGUGACUCAGGCAACGAUUUCAUCCAAGCAGCCUGAGCGCAGUGAUGAAUUCAGUGAGCAAUCGCUUCUCGAGGAACUCUUCCCAGAAGUGAGCAGCAGUCAACAGCCUCGGGACGUAGACAAGGGCAGAAAGCAAUACCCCAAACUGGCGCUACCCAAGUCGAGGCCGGUUAUCCGUCGAGACUUUGUCGGGCCGCCACACACGUUCAAGCAAAAGGUGGCCGAGUCGCUUCAGCAGCAAGGAGAGCAGAUUGCGGUGCUCCAGCUUACAAGCUGCAGCACUGAACUGACCGAAGUCGACUUUCGUCGCAUCAUACCCAAGGGCAAGCACCUGGAGGGGUGGCGGCGUGACAGUGACUUUUACAAGGUGAUUGCUGGGCGCGAUCCCAUUAGUCUGGAACGGUUGCCGUUUUACUACCUGCUCUUCAAGAACACGGAGGCGGCGCUCGCAUACCAAAAGAAUGCGUCGAGACUGCACAAGCUAUGCGCUCUGCACCAGCCGUCGAGCUCCUUGUCGGCGAUUCCGCCACCCAAGGGGUUUCUCGAGGACGGCGAGGACGUGGCGGCGGCCGUGACCAUGUACAACCUCUUACCCAAGAACCACCCUAUGAGUCUCAACAUGCUCAUGCAGCCAUACAACCCGGCGCUGCGCGCGGUGAUCCAACGAGGCGGGUACCAGCCGAUUGAGCCGUCUGUGGACAGCAAGGGCAAGCGGAUAUGGAGGGUGCUGCUGCACAUUGAGGGGUGGGAGCCAACGCCGUCGGAUGUCUUCUCGGCCAUUGCUUACGACGCGUUUUCGCAGGGGACGCUGAACCCGCUGCGCAACGAGUCGAGCGCGUCGCUGCACCGGCUGCGCGACGUCAUCAACCUGCGGAUGGACAGCAAGCUGGUGUCGUCGAACCGGCCGCGGGCAUACGGGUCGUUUGACCACUCUGGAUUUUGGCAAGCGACGCGCGGGGUGGCCGUGUACGACGACCCAGAGAUCCAGAACAUGAUGGGGCCGGCCGAGGACGAGGCCAGCCAGCGGCACAUGAACCAGUAUGUGAUGAAUCGCGUGUACAACCGGUGGGUGCUUGAUUUUGCAGAUGGCGAUACUGCGCGGCGGUGGAGCCUGAGGUGGCAUCGCAAGAUGUUUCGCGCACCGUCGGAUUCGGGUGGGGGAGACGGGGAGUGGCAGGAUAACGAGGAGGCUCGGAUCUGUAAUACCGAAUUGCUUUGGUGA
This is a messenger RNA of Exserohilum turcica Et28A, 1263 nucleotides long. RefSeq lists its product as uncharacterized. The transcript has a single exon. Bases 1 to 1263 code for a protein of 420 amino acids. NCBI's taxonomy places the organism in Eukaryota, Fungi, Ascomycota, Dothideomycetes, Pleosporales, Pleosporaceae. The record is from RefSeq and is a predicted model, not a curated record.